Bombyx mandarina (wild silkworm) is the source of this 2607-nucleotide messenger RNA. RefSeq names its product transmembrane protein 115. Gene Ontology annotation, biological process: retrograde vesicle-mediated transport, Golgi to endoplasmic reticulum. Gene Ontology annotation, cellular component: Golgi apparatus; membrane. Lineage: Eukaryota; Metazoa; Arthropoda; Insecta; Lepidoptera; Bombycidae. The record is from RefSeq and is a predicted model, not a curated record.
ACCGUCACAAAGAUGGCUGCGCUUAGGGUGUUUAGCCGUAAUCUUCCGUAUUUGCGACAACAAUUUGCAGCAUUGUUAGGGAACACAUCACCUUCGGUAAAGUUUAUCUGCGUGGUCGUGGUUAUAGGAUAUAUAUUAUCAUUUUCCGAUGAUGUCGUCAAUGUACUCAGUGUCACUCCAGGGUAUUUGCUGCCUCCUUCAUUUCAACUAUGGUCUACUUUCACGUUCUGGUUUCUCGAAAUACAUUUGUGGGAGGUGAUCAUCGAUAUUGUGACUGUGGGGCUGUGCGGGAAACUCAUAGAACCACUGUGGGGACAGAUGGAAAUGAUGAAGUUUUUCAUACUGACCAACUUUGGUGUAGCGUUUUUGACUACGUUUUACUAUUUAGUGAUAUUUGCGUGUACGGGUCAAACCUCGUAUUUAUUCGACAUUCAUGUACACGGGCUGGCAGGGUACCUGGCCGCAGUCAGUGUCGCUGUGAAGCAAAUCAUGCCAGAUCAUCUGCUGAUUAAAACACCACUAGGUAAAUUAACCAACAGGUCUUUACCACUACUGAUCCUAAUAGUGGCUAUUAUCCUGUGGGCUAUUGGUGCCUUAGAAGGGACAUAUCCUUGCAUGUGGGGCAGUGGGACGAUUCUAUCUUGGAUAUAUCUAAGGUUCUGGCAAAGACACACCAAUGGUACCAGGGGAGAUAUGGCAGACAACUUUAGUUUUGAUAACUUCUUUCCAACAGUCCUGCAACCUGUAGUCCGAGCUAUUGUAGGUCCACCGCAUCGUUGUCUAGUGCGGCUUGGUCUCUGUUCACCUAGUCCACGUCGAGUGCACUUAGCACUUAGUCCUCGAGGUGUGACAAUUUCUAUGCCUGGAGUGGAACCACAAGAUAUGGAGAGGCGAAGACAAAUUGCAUUAAAAGCAUUGAGUGAAAGACUAUCCAAAACAUCUGAGCAAACUCGUCAAAAGAACUUAUCGACGAAAGUAAACAUGGAUGCUGUUAGGAAGAUGCAGACAUCACAAGUGAUACCUCAAUUCACGGAACCCGAAACAAGCAAAGGUAUACAGGCGCCUCCCACGGAGGCGACCCUUGUGGAUCUCGGACCAGACCCAACACCUCCAAUCACCAAGCAAUCAUGAUCUUUAACGAAAACAAAGUGGAAUAAGUCUGUUCAUAAAAACAAAGUGAGAAUGAGUGUUGUGCAAAAGUGAUUUAUUUGUGUGACACCCACAUUUUGGAGCCUGAAUGUGGAACCUGAAUUAAUAUUGUAUUCGCGACUGAAGGUUAAAGCUGUAGUUCUUUUCUUAGCAGUUACAAAAAAAUUGAACUCUACACGGCAUUAAUAUGCCACCCAUUAUGCAGUAUUAGUGUUCAGUUUCUCUGUGAUUUUUCUAUCAAGUGUCAAUGGCAUUUACAUUAUUCUAUUUAUUUUUAAAAAACAUAGUAAAAAUGGGAUAAGUAUACUUCAAAAACAGUGGAAGCACUUUUGCUGUGCUAUACUUGCUCCCUUGUCUGCUGGGUUUGUUCUGUCGUCAAAACCGGCUAAUGGAAAAUACCAGCAUAAAGUUUCUAGGCAUUAUUCUUUGCAUUUUGGCUACUAAAUUUCAACUAAAGCUGAUUCUAUGUGUCAUUAUGAAUAAUAAAAGCAUAACAUACCAAAAAUCUGAAUAUAAGGUUUAUAUUAAUUUGGAGGGCUACUUUUAUAUCAUGUAAGAAUGAUUUUAAUUAUAUACAUUCCACAUGCUUUUAAAAAAGAAUUUAAAACAUCUAUAUAGUGAGCAGGCAAAAUGUAAUAAGGAAAUACAUUUAAAAAACUAUAACAAAUGUUCCAUUGUUGUUCUACAUGUUUUUAUGUGCUCAAGUGACAAGUAAAUAUUGAUAAAAUUUAAUUUUGUAUAUCUCGACAAUAGAGACACUAAUCACAUCUAUGGCUUUAACUUUACGAAUCUAACAUUUGUAAUUGUAUUAUCAUCGUAUUUGGCUAAUGUAUCUGAAAUAUAUGAAAGUAUUUCAGGAAAAGAUGUUAAGAUUCUCUGUUAAGACAGGUUUUGAAAAUCUAGAUUAGUCUUAAUUCUUCAGUCUGAUAAUUAUUUGUGGUGAAAUUAUUGUCCCAAAUUUUCUUUACAGAUAACCAGAUAAAUAAUUUAACCAGUUGUCCAGUAGUAAUAUGUCUAUGUGUAAAUGUUAUUGAUUCUUGUUUCAUGUAAAAUUUGAUGUAAUAUCUAUUUUACUCCGCUGUGCUAAUCGUAUUGGAGGGUUUUUGUGUCUAAUAUUAUCGUUUUUUGUUUGUAUUAGGAUAGUAAAAAGAAAUUUUAAGAAUUAAAUUAUUAAAAUGUUAAUAUACCUACUUUACUACAACUUUAAAUAUUUGGUUUCAAAACUGAUGCUUAAUAGUUCAUUUUUAUUGAAGGAUUUGCGCGAUUUCGAGGAAUGCAAUAAUAGUACUUUAAAGUCUGGUAACGAUUGAAAUGAUUGGAGACGUGUAUAAAAUAUUAUGUCUUAUUGUUAAAAAAUAUAUUUUUGUGAAUUGAAAUGCAUUUGUUGAUUGCGGUAAGAUGAGUGUACGUUUUUGAAUUAACUGUAAAUAUUUGUUAGUUUUUAAAUAAAAUAAUCCC